This is a messenger RNA of Carya illinoinensis, 575 nucleotides long. RefSeq lists its product as uncharacterized. Bases 141 to 293 code for a protein of 50 amino acids. The transcript has a single exon. The record is from RefSeq and is a predicted model, not a curated record. NCBI's taxonomy places the organism in Eukaryota, Viridiplantae, Streptophyta, Magnoliopsida, Fagales, Juglandaceae.
AUUGCCUCGAAUAUUCACAUGUGAAUCAUCUCGGAUAACAAAAGUCUCUUGAAAAGAUCUUGAAAGAACUCCAUCCCCGGUCAUCUCUCUCUUCUUGGAUUUGAAAGGUGAGUCGAAAGAGAUCCGAACGUACAUGAUCUAUGGCUAAGGAGAUCAGGAAUAUGAUCACUUCUUGGAUUGAGGUAGCUCCUGCCCUCAUUGUUUAUCCCCACAAGCCUUCUAACUCACCGAGUCUUGAGCCUAUCGCCGAAGAGGAUGACGAGGAAUUCGAUCAGGAUGAUUCACAGUCUUAGCUAAUUUAAUGCAUUUGAUCCCAAUGAAGAGUUGUUGAAUCCCAAAUGCAUGUAAACCAUUCAUGUUGUUCUUCAUUCUAGAUGGCGUACAGAAGAACAAUAAUAGUUCAGAUGAUGGGUGUUUUGCUGAAGGUGAUUAUAUUGUAGUAGGAACAACUGCAGGAACAUAUAUAUAUUUAUAUAUAUAUAUAUAUAUUAUAAAAACAUCAUGUUCUGAAAGUUUGUAUAUUGCAGUGUAAAUUGAAUCUCUUUAUAAGGAAUAUGAAAUUCCUGUUUGUCUUA